Molecule: messenger RNA, 1328 nt
Organism: Xenopus tropicalis (tropical clawed frog)
Lineage: Eukaryota; Metazoa; Chordata; Amphibia; Anura; Pipidae
Gene: slc25a11
Product: solute carrier family 25 member 11
Biological process (GO): transmembrane transport; alpha-ketoglutarate transport
Cellular component (GO): membrane; mitochondrial inner membrane
Molecular function (GO): alpha-ketoglutarate transmembrane transporter activity
Source: RefSeq, marked provisional
GUCAGCAGCCAGCGCGGCUUUACCCUGUUGCUACCCGGCCGCCGGUGUCACCUUGGGGGUCUCUCCGUUCAGUCGGUACCAAGAUGGCAGAAGCAGGGAGGCAGCGGACCUCCCCCAAGGCUGUGAAGUUCCUGUUCGGGGGGCUGGCAGGGAUGGGGGCCACUGUCUUUGUGCAGCCCCUCGACCUGGUGAAGAACCGGAUGCAGCUGAGCGGGGAAGGAGCCAAAACCAAGGAGUACAAGACCAGUUUCCAUGCUGUUGGCAGCAUCUUGCGCAAUGAGGGCCUGAGAGGGAUCUACACAGGUUUAUCAGCGGGGCUGCUGCGCCAGGCCACCUACACCACCACCCGCCUCGGCAUAUACACCAUACUGUUCGAGAAGUUCACAAAGGCUGAUGGGACUCCCCCCAACUUCCUUAUGAAGGCUGCUAUUGGAAUGACCGCAGGGGCCACCGGGGCUUUUGUGGGGACACCGGCGGAGGUUGCACUCAUCAGAAUGACUGCCGACGGCAGGAUGCCCGUUGAUCAGCGGAGGGGCUACACCAACGUGUUUAAUGCACUAGUGAGGAUGUCAAGGGAGGAGGGAAUUACCACACUUUGGAGGGGCUGUGUACCCACCAUGGCUCGCGCCGUCGUUGUUAAUGCGGCUCAGUUGGCAUCGUACUCGCAGUCCAAGCAGUUCCUGCUAGAUACAGGGUACUUUGGGGAUGAUAUUCUGUGCCACUUCUGUGCCAGUAUGAUCAGUGGGCUGGUCACCACUGCCGCCUCCAUGCCAGUCGACAUUGCAAAAACCAGGAUACAGAACAUGCGUAUGAUCGAUGGGAAGCCCGAGUACAAGAACGGACUGGACGUGCUGGUGAAGGUGGUGCGGUACGAGGGGUUCUUCAGCCUGUGGAAGGGGUUCACCCCGUAUUACGCGCGUCUGGGACCCCACACCGUUCUGACCUUCAUUUUCCUGGAGCAGAUGAACAAAUACUACAAGAAGUUUUUCCUCAGCGGAUAAGCGACAAACUGCGAAACCCCAGAGAAGCUGUCCCUUGGGAGACUCAACCUCACAUUUCCCGCCCCCGAGGGGACUGGCCCGCCCCCUGCUGUGAGAUUGCGGUACUGCAGUACUGGUUUCCCAGCCUCCUCUGGGGGCUUUAAUCUGUGUGCAAUUGGCCGGCGGGGUAUCUGGACUCUCUGCUUUGACAUAUAUACACUUUUGUAUAUAUGUGUGUGUCUUAAUAUAGAAACUGCACCCUUGGGGGCACAGGGGUAGUUUGGGGGGGGGGGGGGGGUUAGAGCUGUAUACUGGAUCAUGGAAGUACUGUAUAAACUGCUACACACA